Messenger RNA from Cutaneotrichosporon cavernicola, 2091 nucleotides. RefSeq lists its product as uncharacterized. The coding region runs from base 1 to 2091 and encodes 696 amino acids. The record is from RefSeq and is a predicted model, not a curated record. Gene Ontology annotation, molecular function: zinc ion binding. Gene Ontology annotation, biological process: regulation of DNA-templated transcription. The transcript is spliced from 4 exons. NCBI's taxonomy places the organism in Eukaryota, Fungi, Basidiomycota, Tremellomycetes, Trichosporonales, Trichosporonaceae.
AUGCAAGCACUCGUCGCUAAUUGGCGCGAGUGGCAGCCCAUUCAUCGCCAAACACAUCUGCUAACCGACCCAGACGCGUACCGCCCAGCCCUCUCCUCUCUUCCCCGCACGCACCCUCACCGAUUCAAUCGAACAGCUAUGGACAUUAAUGGCGACCAUCCCCUCCCCUCUUCCGUGACGUUGCCUGUCAUCUCUGUCGCCGAGUCUUCGUCACCCUCGAAGCGGGCUCCCCCUCCUCUCAACCUCAAAGAGAACCUCCCCUCCAUAGGCGAAAUCUUCGACGGCGUCGACGUUACCACUCCGUACACGCCGUACACACGCCUUGCUCAGAACUUUGAGCGGAACCCGCCCCUCCGCUCCCCUCUCCGCUCGCCCCUUGGCCUGUCCGUCCCCAGCUUGGCAAUCCAACCCGCCACGCCUGUAGUUGGCGAGAGUGCAGCUGGCACCGACGCCGCCACGUACAUUCCCCCGGAACAGCUGGUCAACAACGACUUUGAAAUCGACCCAGCCCUCACUGAGGCAUCCACCCCCUUGAACACCCCCCCCGACGCGUCCCAACCCUUUGGCCUUCCCAUCACACUCGCCAAAAACAUGAUGCGCCAUAUGCGCCAUGAGAAGACGUCGUCCGAGCGCCAUGUGCUCCACGACACGUCGCCGGCCCGCUCGUAUUCGACCAGGUCGCCCGGCACGUCGCCAUACCGCCACAUGAACAACCGAUGGGACACGCACAGUAUCUCGCCGGCACAGAUCUCGCGUUCGCCGAGCCCAGGUCCCGUGCGCUACGAAAGCGACGACGAGUCGGCCGGUUACAUGGAGAUGGACACUGCUCCACUCAACCACCUGGCCUGGCAGCAGCCAAUCCAGCUGACUCAGAGCUCCUCCACCCUCCCCAGAGAUGGAUACUUCGCCCCGCACUACCACCAAACCGCGCAGUACAGCUCCACGGUUGUUACCCAGGGCAUCCUCGGCCUCAACGACAACUAUUACCCUACUCCAGACCUAACUCCCAGCUGGUCGAGAGUCGCAACUCCUCUCCCAGUCCCCGUGCCGACAACGCCGCCAGGCCAGAUCCGGGCCACGCUCGCUCCGCACGCCCACUCGGCUCCAACUAUGCCAGGCUACGCGAACCCGUCGCCGUAUACUUCCCCCGGCGCCGAGCUCGCCUCCUCGCUCGAGAACACGGUACCUCCCGGUGCCACGUUUGAUCAGUGGAGUUGCCCAAACCCCGCCUCAAUGUACAACGACAAUCUGCAGGCCGGUUCCUGGAGAGAGGAUCGCUACCGCCUCGCGACUCCCGCGUACUCUGAGAUGAGCGUCGACACGAGCCCUAGUCCUGCUCGCACCAACCUGCCCUACGUGCCGGGCGAGUACCGUCACUCAUUCGCUCGCAGCCAGUCCCCUAGCCCGGGGCCCUCCAACAUACCCAUGGGCUCUGGUCCCGUGCGCCCUGGCACGGUCCAUGGGCGUGCCCGCCAUAACCCUGUUGCCCGGAAACGCAGCGCCACGGGUGUCGCACUUGACCAGUUUUCCCAGCUCACUGUCGACCUGGUCUACCCUUGCUACCACAAUGCUAUUCGGCAGUGGAGCCCAAUCGUCCUGGACCUGAAAAACCCGGUGCCCCACGACUACCGCGACAAGCGCGGUUUCUGGGACGACGAAUGUUUCUGGACGUGGGACUGCACCGUCAAGGUCCACACGCGCUGUAUCCGCAUCUGCGCACAGUGCCACACCGCCCGCCCGGGUGCCAAGACGUGGCGCCGCAGCCACAUCCAGCAGGAGACGAGCCUCUGCAACAAGUGCGGCAUCUACGAGCACACGCACCGUCAGCCGCGUCCCCCCAAGCCUGGCGACAUCGAGAAGGCAUACAACCCUGCCCUGCGCAUCGAGACGUUCAACUUUAUGCUCACCUCGCGCACUCGUGGUUCCAAGAAGGAGCGCUCGCCGUCGCCGCCCCUCAAAUUUAAGCCCAACCCCGUCUUUGGAGGCGUCGUCCAGAGGCGCAGGGACACUGACGUCAAGCCCUUUUCCGGCGCACAACGCACGCGCAGGGACAGGGGGAGCGACAACGACGAGCACCGUCCCGGCGGCUAA